GGCUCAGGCAGGGCAGUACAACUGAGCAGGGAGGAGAUUUUUGUGGAAGAAGGAAAAAAACGUCCAGUUUCUUUUCCACUUAAAUGAAACCAGAGUUCAGUGUGGGUUUUGAAUUGAUGUGGCACUGAGUCACUUCUUGACUUCUUCAGGAUGAGUCGGUAAAUGAUGUAGACAUAACCUGGAUUACUCCAGUUGACUUCAGAUAAAAUCUCUCUCACAACUCAGCUAACGGCACCUCAAACCGUCCAUGAUGUCUGAAACCAUCGUUUUCUUUGACCUGCAGACCACUGGAUUUGGCCAGCAGUGUCACAUCACCCAGUUGUCGGCUGUCUGUGGAGAGAGGGAAUUAAAGUUCUUCACCCUCCCCGGGUGCCCCAUCAAUCAAAGAGCCACAGAGCUGACAGGUUUCACCAUCAAUGAUGGCCGCCUGUUUCUCAACGGGAGACCUGUAGACACCGUCGCCUUAUUUUAUGCUCUUACCUCCUUCAUCAACUUCCUGCGCUCCUGUCGCAGCGGCCGCCCCCGCCGCCCCGUGCUGCUGGCGGCCCACAAUGCAAAGCGGUUUGGUGCACCCAUACUCACCAGACUGUUGGAUAUGUUCUCCCUCUGGCAUCAGUUCGAGCAGGUGGUGUCUGGGUUUGUGGAUAUGUUGCCACUAGGCAAGGAGCUCUAUCCUGAUCUGCCCAAUCAUCGGCUUCAGACUCUGGUGGAGCACUGCCUGGGAGAAGACUACAAUGUCCCCACGCCGAAGGACGCCAUGAUACAGCAGGAGUUGUUCAACUCAUGGAGUCAAGAGUUUGGAAGUCUUGAUAGAUACCUACAUAACCCCAAAAUUUUUAAAGAGCUUUAAAAAAAAGAAAAAAAAGACUGUCCACAAAAACAAAAUAUUCCAUUUAAAAACUGACCUUUCCAAUGAACCAAAUGGACAAAGACUACUCUGACUUCCCCUUGAAUGCAUUUACCUACCUUGGAAUCAAAGUCACUUAUACAAUAUGGGAGUUAUACAACCAUAACUUUAAAACACUACUGGAACAAACAAAACAAGAUUUCACAAAAUGGUCAGCAUUACCAACUUUACUAGUAGGCCGCAUUAAUAUAGUAAAGAUGACGGUGGUCCUGUUGGUCAGUGUUUACUUAUUCAGGUAAAGCUGGCGGUCCCGGAGAGUGAGUGACCUGACAUGGUGCCUUCAUGAAUUCAGUCUGACGCUCUACACUAAAAUGAAAGCCCUGUCAGUUUAAGAAAUGGAGCGUUAUAUUUCUACAUGAAUUAACCAAUAGUUAAGUUAAUCAUACAUUUACUCCACUCGAUGCUCUGCUGCUCCGUCUCUCGACAAAGAGUGCCCAGAGUGUGGUGCUCUGAAUAACCAAACAGUACAUUCAGACAACACUCAAACUUUAUGAAUGGUCCAGUUCGUGCCAGAGUGCUCUCUGACACUUGCAAUGAAUAUUCCUGAAUGCACCACUCACAUCAUCUCCCUCCAUUGUCCAAAACACGCCAACAGAAGUUGCUAACUAGUGCUGGCUAAUGUCUGUGGAGAAUUGUUUCACCUCUAGCUAAGCCCCGCCCACCAAAAAACUUCAUGCUGUUUACUAACAGUAAAAGGGUCUGUAAACAGGGCCCAGAUUGGGUUUAUAUGGAACUGUUAUCCAAUUCUCUAAUGAUACUCACCUCUCCACUACCACAUAACUGUAAAGUACAGUUAACAAACCCGGUGAUAAAAGCUUCGCUGAAGGUAUGGUUGCAGUUAGGGAGGUAUUUUGGUCUGAGAUAGGCAAGCGGGCUUUUUCCUGUAACAAAUAACCAUUUCCUCUCACCAUCUGUGUUAAAUGAUGCAUAUUAAUAUUGGCAUAGAAAGAGACUGGAGUUUUUUUGUGAUUUAUUUAAAGACAAUACAUUUACCUCCUUUGAAGCACUUACUACAAACCAUAACAUACCCAGACCCCAUUUUUUAGGGGUCGAGAAAAAAACAAAAGAUUCCCCUCAUUUCCUUACCCACCACCCAGAAACGAACCAGACGUUAUUUUGGAAUCAGAUCCCUUUGACAAGAAACAUGUCUCUAUGAUUGACACACUGACACAGUAACUAAAACAGAUAUCCUAAAAUAAAACAAAAAUUCUGAGGAUGCUUGACGAGACAGUUGAACUUGUAUGCACACCUUCUAACUGCAUAUACGACGCGGCCUAAAUCAAUUUAAAGUACCUCACUGUCUGUAUUACUCAAGGGAUAAAUUUGCCAGACUGGUUUCCAGAGCAGAUCCUGGCUGUCCGAGGUGUAACCACAGCCCAGCCACAAUAGGACAUGUUUUAACGCCCUCAAUAACUACUGGGGACUAAUAUUUUUUUGCAUAUUUGUGAACUCAUCAUAGCACCUGAUUUCACAUUGGCAGUUUUGGUAUCCCAUCCCCAAAUUGCAAGAUCACAACUCUGCAGACGAAUGCUGUAGCGUUCACUUCACAGACUGCUUCUUUUUAACUGAAAGUCAAACAAAGCCUCAUCAUUCCUAAAUGUGUUUAAAGCAGGUACUCUCUCUUCUGCCUUUAGAAAAACUUUGAUAUAAAGUAUUCAAAACAAUUAUCAGGUUUUUUUUAAACAUUAAUAUUCUCUUGAACUUUUUUACUCUUUUGCAACAUAAACAGUCACCGAGCAUUAAUAAACAUACACGAGGAGGACAUUUUUUCUUCAAAUAAAUAAAUAAAAUAAUAAUAUAAAAAUGCAUAGAAAAAUAGAUAAAAAAUAAAAAUAAAAAAUAAUAAAUAAAUAAUAAUAAAAAUCUAUAUUUCUACAUAAAUAUACAUUACAAUCUACUCUGAUCCACAAGCAGCAGAUGAGCUCUCUGACACUCAGAAAUUGUGCAACUGAGCACUGAGAACAUACAGCCUUGGGCAGAACUCGAAGUUAGUCCACGUGAUGUUUUUUACAUCAGUAUUACUUGAUAUUUGAAAUGGGA
Messenger RNA from Epinephelus fuscoguttatus (brown-marbled grouper), 2947 nucleotides. RefSeq lists its product as uncharacterized. Gene Ontology annotation, biological process: DNA catabolic process. Bases 248 to 850 code for a protein of 200 amino acids. Gene Ontology annotation, cellular component: cytoplasm. Lineage: Eukaryota; Metazoa; Chordata; Actinopteri; Perciformes; Serranidae. The transcript is spliced from 3 exons. Gene Ontology annotation, molecular function: nucleic acid binding; 3'-5'-DNA exonuclease activity. The record is from RefSeq and is a predicted model, not a curated record.